Zootermopsis nevadensis is the source of this 4329-nucleotide messenger RNA. The record is from RefSeq and is a predicted model, not a curated record. Lineage: Eukaryota; Metazoa; Arthropoda; Insecta; Blattodea; Termopsidae.
AUAUACCUAUAAACUGGUUUCAUUUCAAGUUCUAAGGUUUAAGCUUUUCCAGUAACUUAUUUUUAUUCUGUUGCAAGUAUUAUAAGUUCAUGGUUCUACUUCAUAUGACUUUGGAACCGACGAACGCCAUUUUCGGAAAUGGUGAUAUGAUCGGACGUUAAUUGCUGAUGUCUGUUUAUACAACCAUUUGUAAAUAAAUUAAGUAGUUUUCCGUGUGCGGAUUUCUGAGACACUGAGCUGUAUUUGGAAUACCUACAGUUAAUUUCAGUUGUUUGCAGUUCUGCCCCACAACAAAAUGAGUUACACAAUGCAGCCACAGCAAGCUAGGCCAAUGUCUCAUGGCAAAUACCAGAGCCCUGGUGACCUGCCAUUGGGAUCUGCCAAGGAGCAGACUAUUAUGUGGCAACAGAAUUCUUACCUGGGAGAUUCUGGAAUCCAUUCAGGUGCCACAACACAGGCCCCAUCACUCACUGGCAAAGAGGAAGAUAUGGAAUCAGAACAGCUUAUGUUUGAUCUUGACCAAGGAUUCACACAGGGUUUCACACAAGAUCAAGUUGAUGAGAUGAACCAACAGCUGAGUCAGACACGCUCACAGCGUGUCCGGGCUGCUAUGUUUCCUGAAACACUGGAAGAAGGAAUUGAAAUACCAUCAACUCAAUUUGAUUCUGCUCAGCCCACUGCUGUUCAGAGAUUGGCUGAACCAAGCCAGAUGCUGAAACAUGCUGUUGUGAAUCUCAUCAAUUACCAGGAUGAUGCUGAUUUAGCCACUCGAGCUAUACCAGAACUCAUAAAACUUUUGAAUGAUGAGGAUCAAGUUGUUGUGUCUCAAGCUGCCAUGAUGGUGCACCAACUGUCGAAGAAAGAAGCCUCCAGGCACGCCAUAAUGAAUAGUUCUCAGAUGGUUGAUGCUUUGGUUCGAGCAAUCUCCAGCAGUAAUGACCUGGAGUCUACAAAAGCAGCUGUUGGAACUCUUCAUAAUUUGUCGCAUCAUAGACAGGGGUUGCUUGCUAUAUUCACGAGUGGUGGUAUUAUAGCAUUGGUGAAACUGCUCAGCUCUCCUGUGGAAUCUGUGUUGUUCUAUGCAAUUACUACACUCCAUAACCUACUGCUUCAUCAGGAUGGCUCCAAAAUGUCAGUUAGACUUGCCGGGGGUUUGCAGAAAAUGGUGGCUCUCCUGCAACGCAAUAAUGUCAAGUUUCUGGCCAUUGUGACAGACUGCCUGCAGAUCUUAGCCUAUGGAAACCAAGAGAGCAAACUGAUAAUUCUUGCUUCACAGGGUCCAGUAGAGCUUGUUCGCAUCAUGCGUUCUUAUGACUAUGAGAAGUUGCUCUGGACCACAUCACGUGUAUUGAAAGUUCUGUCCGUCUGCUCAAGCAACAAGCCAGCUAUUGUGGAAGCUGGAGGAAUGCAGGCGCUGGCCAUGCACCUUGGUCAUCCAAGUCAACGUUUAGUUCAGAAUUGUCUGUGGACUCUGAGGAACCUCUCAGAUGCUGGAACAAAAGUGGAUGGUCUUGAAGGUCUGCUACAAAGUUUGGUCCAGCUUCUGGUAUCCACUGAUGUGAAUGUAGUGACAUGUGCUGCUGGCAUCUUGUCGAACCUGACAUGCAACAACCAACGCAAUAAAGUGACAGUAUGCCAAGUGGGUGGUGUGGAUGCUCUGGUGCGUACCAUCUGCAAUGCUGGCGAUCGUGAGGAGAUAACAGAACCUGCUGUGUGUGCCCUGCGCCAUUUGACAUCCCGACACGUCGAAUCAGAGAUGGCUCAGAAUGGCGUGCGUCUAAAUUAUGGCAUGCAAGUGAUUGUAAAAUUGCUACAGGCUCCAUCUCGAUGGCCACUUGUGAAAGCAGUAAUAGGCUUGAUCCGAAAUCUGGCUCUUUGCCCAGCAAAUCAUGCCCCUUUGCGUGAACAUGGAGCCAUCCAUCACCUUGUUCGUCUUCUGACAAGAGCUUUCCACGAUACACAAAAGAGAUCCUCAGUUGCUAGCACUGGAAGCCAGCAACCUGGGGCAUAUGCUGAUGGAGUGAGGAUGGAGGAGAUAGUAGAAGGAACUGUUGGGGCUCUGCAUAUCCUGGCCAGGGAAUCAAACAAUCGGACUAUCAUAAGAGGACUCUUGGUUAUCCCAAUAUUUGUGCAGUUGUUGUUUAAUGAGAUAGAAAAUAUCCAGCGAGUGGCUGCAGGAGUACUGUGUGAGUUGGCCGCUGACAAGGAAGGUGCCGAGAUGAUAGAGCAGGAAGGAGCCACAGCUCCAUUGACAGAGUUGCUGCAUUCACAUAAUGAAGGUGUUGCAACAUAUGCAGCAGCUGUUUUAUUCCGAAUGUCUGAAGAUAAACCGCAGGACUACAAGAAGAGGUUAUCCAUGGAAUUAACCAAUUCCCUCUUCCGUGAAGACCAGAAUCUUUGGAAUGGAGGUGAUCUUGGGAUGGGUCCAGAUUUGCAGGAUAUGCUUGGCCCUGAUGGUAUGUAUGGACAGGGACCGCCUAGUGUACAUAGCAGUCAUGGCGGCAGGCCCUACCACCAGCAAGGUUAUGACCAGAUACCAAUAGAUUCCAUGCAGUGUUUGGAGAUUGGCUCUCAUCAUGGAGCUGGAGGUGGGGGAGGCUCAACAUAUGGGCCCAUGGAUGCCAUGGAUGUUGGCGGACCAGAUUCUUCCGACCUCAACUUUGACCACCUUGAUGAGCUGCCUCAGCCCCCACAAGACAACAAUCAGGUGGCAGCUUGGUAUGACACUGAUUUGUAGUAGUUUGGCUAAAUUUUGCCAGUUGUUGAUGAACAUUGUAUGCAUCAUUUUGUGGCUGAUUGGCUAGUCGAUGAGCAUGGAUCUACAGAGGGGCAUUUGGCCAUGCUUGUAGUGUUAGAAAAAAUGGAAAAAUUCAUAAAGAGAUGUAAGUGUAUGAAAGUGACACUAUAUUGUCCCACUAAUUAUGGGUACAUAGAUACAAGUCAUAAACACUUACUCAUUGAUCUUCAGCUAAAAUUGAUGGUGUGUAAACUUGUUAGUGUGAUUAUUUUAAUUCUUUGUUCAACAUUUCCAAAGUCUGAAUCAUAGAAAGGAGUGAUGUGAAGACAGUUGGGUGAGUCCAAAAUUAAGUGCCCACCUCCUUGUAUAACCAUCAGUCAGGAUUACUGAAAAUUUGAGGAUGUCACACAUUCUACUUUUGUAGACUAAGAUUGCUUAAAAAUCUGUACAAUUCCUUCUUUGUUGAGUAAUAAUAUUGCAUUAUUGCAUGUUUCUAAGUCAACAUUCUCAGACACAUGACAAAAAAAUUUUAAGUAACAUCUGAUCCUCUUCUUUCCCCUCAAGAAACCUUUUGCUGUGUGGAGGUCAGAGUGGAAUUGAUCAUCUGAGUUUUAAACACACGUCCUGGUAUUCAGCCAUUCUGUUUGUAGCAGCGUGAGGUCUGUUAGGUGAAAAUGAAAUCACACCUCUUGUUAACCCUUUAACUCCCGAGUUUUAACCCACUUUGCGCAUGUCCCAACCCAGGUUUUUAAUCACUCACUGGGAUCGGUAAAAAUCAUGCUUCUGUAGCACAAAAUUCGUGUCAUUCACCCAUAUUGUACGUGGAAUUACAUUUUGUGGCUGUAACCUUCCCCCACUCUCUCUCUCUCUCUCUCUCUCUCUCUUUCUAACUCUAAAAAAAGAAUGUCAGAGCAGCCUCGUCGUCGCCUUCUUCCUUUUCCUCUCGUUCUGUGUCGUCACUGCUUUCGACAAUAUUGUUGAUAGCAAAGUCAUAAUAGCUGUCUUCAUAAAAGGAAUGUUAUCAUUACCUAAAACAUCUAAAAUCUCAUCUUCAGUCGUGCUAUGUUUACUACUUGAAGCCAUUUUGACAGACAGCUGUCAAGAAAAAUCACGAUCACAAAAAAAACAUCGACAUCUCAAGCGCAGCAAUCGAUAGAAUUGUCUAAUGCAUGUAGAACGAUCGUUGUUAAUUCCAUCUAGUGGUAAACUAUCAAAGUACGUCGCCAGAAUAUACUCGGGAGUGGGACACAAUGCAACAUUUUAAUUCCGAGUCAACUCGGGGUUGGGACGGCGGAAGCCAUGUUGGCCUUCCGAGUUAACUCGAGUUUGGGAUGUAAAGGGUUAAUAGUAAGAGUACUGAUCAGUUAUUGAGUGUUUUACAUGUAACAGAAGUAAGUGUUCAGAAGUGGGUGGCAUCAGUUAAUUAACAUUUUUGUCAUCCAUUCUUUCGUACUUUGAAUUAAGCUUGAAACUGUCAUGUCCUUAAAUUGGUGUAGUUUAAAACUAUUUUGUUUAAUUUUGCAUACGUCUUACACAGUCAAACCCCGGUUCACGAACGCCUCGGAUCACGAACAAUUCAGUUUACGAACAAA